GUUCAUGAGAGAGUGGGGUGACGAGGAGAAACUCGCAAGGGUGACUGGAGCCGGAAUGCACAAGAAGAAGAUUGAAGGAGUGGCGGCUGGAUGCGCGAGGUGGAAGGCAUGCAAGGUGAGAUUGUAGAAGGAUAUGGGGGUCUUCCCAAGGGACGAAGUUGAGGAUGACUUGAGAUUUGAUGGGACAAAUCUGGAGGAUUUUAUCGACAGUUUACAGCUGGCCGCUGAGAUAGGCGAAUGGAGUGAGGAAGAGAAUAAGAAACAGUUGAUCGCGAGAACAGAGAAGGAUGAGAAGGAGGAAAUAAAGGGGAUCGUGGAAGGGAGUCGAAUUUUGGAGAGAAUAACCGCGGAAAUGGGGAUAGCAUACACCCAGGCGAGACAAGAUCAGUCGAGGAAGGAAAGGUUGCAGGAAAAGGGGUUGUGGAUUAGAAAAGAGAUGGAUGAGCCGCAGGGAAAGGAGACAAAGGUUGAAGAAGAAGAUGAUGUGCCUUUGAAAAGAUUGAGGAACAAGGCAAGGACUGUCCCCGUGAGCAACAGCAGAGGGUCUGACCAGGCAGAGGAAGAUAAACAGAAAGAGGUGGAGGUAGCAGAAAGGAGGAGGAGAAGCCUGGGGGCAAGUGUGGCACAAAGGGAAAGAAAGGUUGAAGAGAAGAGAUCAGUUGAGGUUGCAAAGAAAGGGGCACAUGAAAGAAGGAGUGAGAAGGGAGGAGGAGCAAAGGAGACAGGAGAAGGAAAGAAGCUCCAGGAAGGAGACAGGGCUCCAAGGGUUGUAAGAACGAAGGAAAAAAGGACGAUUGGAAAAGGAAGGGAAAAGGAAAGAGGAGAAGGUGAGGAAGAAGUAAGGCUAAAGGGAAGCAAGGGAGUAGAAGUUGAAACAGGAAAGAGGAGAGUGGAGUGUGGAGAGCCAUCCCAGUUGAGAGAGGAGGUGGAGGAAGGGCAGGUAAGUAAAGAAGAAAAGGCUCAAAAGAAAAGGAAGAGGAAAGAGUGGAGGAACUAUAUGAUCAGGAUGCUGCAGGAUAACGACCUGCCUGUGAACUCCACGUGGGAUGUCAGAUUUGAGAGGAUGCUCCUCUCAAAGCUGGUGGUGAGUUGAAAGCACUCAGAUAACUUACAGAAGAGGAUGGGGCUGCAUGAGAUAUUGGAUGGAAAGUGCACCAGGCUCUUCGAAGAUUAUGCUGAGAUUGC
Molecule: messenger RNA, 1185 nt
Organism: Chara braunii
Lineage: Eukaryota; Viridiplantae; Streptophyta; Charophyceae; Charales; Characeae
Source: the annotation of a GenBank genome assembly